CCGGACAGAAACUCGUCGUUUUUGUCGUCCAUGAGCAUCCAACGAUUCCUCCACCACCACCACCGAGAAAGAUCCAUCCAUUCGGAAAAGAUUACAAGGUUGGUGACUCCAACGAAUGGAAGGUUCCUGAAGAGAGUGACUUCUAUUCCAAGUGGAGUGAGGAGAAACAGUUUCAUGUGGGAGACAAUCUUCUUUUCUACUACAACGACCAAGUCGAUGACGUCCUAGAAAUCAGCAGUGAUCUUGAGUUCAAAUCUUGCGACACUACUUCUCCUGUUGCCGUGCACAAUGGGGGACAAGAUCUCAUUAGCCUAACAAAACCAGGAAUACGCUAUUUUAUUACAUCAAAGAUUGGUCAUUGUGAGGAUGGGCUUAAACUUCGAGUUGUGGUGCGACCACUUACCAGAAGUGUUCCGAAGAAGAUGCAGUCGUCACCUUUCGACCGCCUCAUCAAGUGGCUACAUGACUCCUUCAGACCUCACCCCCAUCACUAA
Molecule: messenger RNA, 494 nt
Organism: Eruca vesicaria subsp. sativa (arugula)
Lineage: Eukaryota; Viridiplantae; Streptophyta; Magnoliopsida; Brassicales; Brassicaceae
Source: the annotation of a GenBank genome assembly